Messenger RNA from Fusarium graminearum PH-1, 807 nucleotides. RefSeq lists its product as uncharacterized. The transcript has 3 exons. Bases 176 to 769 code for a protein of 197 amino acids. Gene Ontology annotation, biological process: telomere maintenance via recombination; tRNA threonylcarbamoyladenosine modification. NCBI's taxonomy places the organism in Eukaryota, Fungi, Ascomycota, Sordariomycetes, Hypocreales, Nectriaceae. Gene Ontology annotation, cellular component: nucleus; cytosol; EKC/KEOPS complex. The record is from RefSeq and is a predicted model, not a curated record.
GAAACUCUCAACUCAGAAGAUCAUCUCAACCGUCGCGCUACGACAAGGUUACGAAAAAUCAGCAGACUUCCAAAGCGAGCAAGCAAACGAACUUUUGUCUCUGUCUCCUGCCAAGUAGCAUCAUCACGCAUUUGCCAAGUCUGAGUCUAACGGCUCUCUCGGCUUUAGUCCCAUCAUGGCUCUCGAAACAGUGACUCUCGAACAUCUGCCUGCCUCGCACAAGGUCUACGUCGCCCUGUUCCGUGGUGUCAAGAAUGCGGCCUUUUUGCAUCAGCAGCUCCUCGCCCGGAACCCCGAGUUUGAGUACGCCUUUAUUGAUGCCUCAGUGGUUGUUUCGAGACUUCAGUUGUUGUCUGCCGUAUUCAAGGCUACGUCGACGGCUGUGAAUGGCGCUCUCAGGACGCCAAACGUUCACUCCGAGAUCGUGUGCACAAUGAGCUCCUCUAAUAACAUUGCUGAUGCCUACCGUCGCUAUGGUAUCUCUCCAUCAACCCAGGACCUCGUCGUUGUCAAGGUCACGUUUCCCGGAGAGGACGGUGCUGAGCCCUUGACCCAAGACCAAAUCUGGGAACAUCUCAAGACUAAUGUCGAGGGAGAGGCUGUGUCCAUCACUGAUGAGCAAAUAUCCAUCGCUACUGACGUACCCAAAGUACGCAAGUACUACAAGUUGAAUGGACUCAAGUGGCUAGACGAUAUCCAGGAUGAAAAGGUCAAACAGAAGGAGAUGGAGUCGCUUGUCAUAGGCGCCAUGGCUCUACGGGGUGUUUGAGUCACGAAAGGACGAAUCUAAAAGCUUCAUCACAAAAA